AUGGUGAAAAAGCCACAUUCCUGCCCUGAGUGCGGGAAAUGUUUUUCACGCAAGUCCAGUCUUUAUAGACAUCAGAGAUGUCACACUGGGGAGAAACCAUUUUCCUGUCCUCAGUGUGGGAAAUGUUUUUCAGAGAAGUCACAUUUUUGCGGACAUCAACGAUUGCAUACGGGUGAAUAUCUGCAUUCCUGUUCUGAGUGCGGGAAAUGUUUUGUACGAAAAUCAGAGCUUGUCAGACAUCAGAGGUCUCACACGGGGGAAAAACCUUUUUUCUGUUCUGAGUGCGGGAAAUCUUUUUCACAGAAGUACAAUCUUAUUAUACAUCAGAGAUCUCAUACGGGUGAGAAGCCGUAUUCCUGUCUUGAGUGCGGGAAAUGUUUUUUACAGAAAGCAGAUCUUGUAACACAUCAGAGAUCUCACACGGGGGAAAAACCAUAUAGCUGUCCUCAGUGUGGGAAAUGUUUUUCAGAUAAAUCACAUCUUUACAAACAUCAGAGGUCUCACAUGGGGGAGAAGCCGUACGCCUGUCUUGAGUGCGGGAAAUGUUUUUCACAGAAGUCCGUUCUUAUCAAACAUCAGCGACUGCACACGGGAGAGAAGCCGUAUUCAUGUCCUGAGUGCGGGAAAUGUUUUUCAGCGAAGUUCUCUCUUUACACACAUCAGAGAUUGCACACGGGGGAAAAGCCGUAUUCCUGUCCUGAGUGUGGGAAAUGUUUUCCUCAGAAGUCCGGUCUGUACAUACACCAGAAAUCCCACACGGGGGAGAAGCCACUUUCCUGUCCUGAGUGA
Messenger RNA from Staurois parvus, 789 nucleotides. Lineage: Eukaryota; Metazoa; Chordata; Amphibia; Anura; Ranidae. The record is from the annotation of a GenBank genome assembly.